Messenger RNA from Oryza brachyantha (malo sina), 1032 nucleotides. RefSeq names its product thioredoxin-like 3-2, chloroplastic. The transcript has 5 exons. Gene Ontology annotation, cellular component: chloroplast stroma. The coding region runs from base 138 to 716 and encodes 192 amino acids. Lineage: Eukaryota; Viridiplantae; Streptophyta; Magnoliopsida; Poales; Poaceae. The record is from RefSeq and is a predicted model, not a curated record.
AACUAGUACCUGACGUGGUCUGCGCUAAAGCAGACGGCUUCCUCCUCCUCGCGCAGCCGCCGCCUCUCGCCGUCGCCGGCGGCUUCUAUCCCUCGUCCGCCCUUCCGGCGCGCCGAUCUCUUACACACCGUUCGACAAUGGCCACCGCCGCCUCCGCCUGUGCAGGCACGGGCGCCGGGGAAGCAACGGCGUCGCCGCCGUCCCGUCGUAUCCUCGUCGGUGGCCGGCCUCCUCCGCCCCGUGUUUCGUUCCUCUCCAAGUCGUCCCCCGGGUGGGCCUUGAUCUCUCUCCCUCCGGGGCCCCGCCGCGUGGCUCCUGCCGCCGCCGCUGCCGAGGAGAGGGUGGAGGAGGAGGAGGAGCCGGCGUGGGUGGAGCUGGAGCCGAUCGGCAGCGAGCAGCAACUGGACCGUGCCCUCGCGGAGGCGCAGCAGAUCGGCCUCCCCAUCGUCCUUCUCUGGAUGGCAAGUUGGUGCAGAAAAUGUAUAUAUUUGAAGCCUAAGCUGGAGAAAUUGGCAGCAGAAUACUAUCCAAGAAUCCGGUUCUACUGUGUUGAUGUCAAUGCUGUUCCUCAAAAGCUUGUAAAUCGUGCAGGAGUAACAAAGAUGCCUUCUAUACAGCUGUGGAGUGACUCUCAGAAACAGGCUGAGGUGAUUGGUGGACACAAAUCCUGGCUAGUAAUUGACGAUGUUCGGCGGAUGAUCGAUCAGGAGGAAUGAUCCAUUAUGUCCUUUAGUGCAAUGAUGAUGUGAUGAUGUCCAGCAGGAAGAAUCUUUCAGUAAGCAAAUGGAGAAAUCAAAAGCCAGUACCAUCUCCUUUCAAGAGAUCAGGCCAUAUAUACCAAGUAAACGAUCAUCAUAUUUAGCUCUACUGCCAAAGAAAUACAACCCAGGGCACCAUUUCGUUCUGUUCUCUCCAAAUUUGGUGUCGACAGAAUCACCACCACACCACCCCUGUGAUGUCCUCUGUGAUGUCCUUGAUGUAUCCAUGUGUCUUGUUUAGAAAUCUAUGCAAUUAAAGGCAAGACUUCUUGUU